Molecule: messenger RNA, 648 nt
Organism: Harpegnathos saltator (Jerdon's jumping ant)
Lineage: Eukaryota; Metazoa; Arthropoda; Insecta; Hymenoptera; Formicidae
Product: histone-lysine N-methyltransferase SETMAR-like
Exons: 2
Coding region: 1-648 (215 amino acids)
Biological process (GO): DNA double-strand break processing; DNA integration; replication fork processing
Cellular component (GO): site of double-strand break; nucleus; condensed chromosome
Molecular function (GO): histone H3K36 methyltransferase activity; single-stranded DNA endonuclease activity; double-stranded DNA binding
Source: RefSeq, a predicted model, not a curated record
AUGGAGGUAAAAAAAGAGAAAAUUCGAUAUAUUCUUCAGUACCACUACGACCAAAGGGAACAAGCGGAUCAGGCGGCCAAAAAAAUUUGUGCUGUUUAUGGACCCAAUACAGUAUCGAAUGCAACAGCAAAGCGGUGGUUCCAACGAUUCCGUUCUGGUAAUAUGGACGUCGAAGAUGAGACACGCUCUGGUAGGCCAAUCGUCGAAAAUGUCGAUAAAAUCAUGGAAAUCGUCGAGUCGGACCGGCAUGCGAGCUUUUAUUCCAUUGCUCAGGAACUGAAGAUUAGCCAGAAAACCGUUUGGAACCAUUUACAUAAGGCUGGUCUCAAGAAGCUCGAUGUAUGGGUGCCACACGAAUUGACGCAAAAGAACCUUUUAGACCGAAUUCAUGCCUGCGAUUCUUUGCUGAAGUGUAACGAAAUCGACCCAUUUUUUAAGCGGGUGGUGACUGGCGAUGAAAAAUGGGUCACAUACGAGAACAACAGGCGAAAAAGAUUGUGGUCCAAGCGCGGUGAGCCGGUCCAAACGAUCGCCAAGCCCGGCCAAGAAGUGACGUUAGAAAUAAUACAAGGAAUACGGCUGAACAAUUUGAUGGUGAUAUAUUACAUUAACGAAGCAAUAUUUCUCAUGUUCCAAAAUUGUACGUGA